Messenger RNA from Scophthalmus maximus (turbot), 6911 nucleotides. It is a transcript of the gene nphs1, whose product is annotated as NPHS1 adhesion molecule, nephrin. The coding region runs from base 153 to 3854 and encodes 1233 amino acids. Gene Ontology annotation, cellular component: cell-cell junction. The record is from RefSeq and is a predicted model, not a curated record. Lineage: Eukaryota; Metazoa; Chordata; Actinopteri; Pleuronectiformes; Scophthalmidae. Gene Ontology annotation, molecular function: cell adhesion molecule binding. The transcript is spliced from 30 exons. Gene Ontology annotation, biological process: cell-cell adhesion.
GUGAGAGGAGGGGGAGUCCCAUUGGCAUUCUUUAACAUCUCUGUGGCUCACUUGUGUUCAGAGAGCCAUCUGUAGAUCAGGAAGACAAAAAGACGCUCCUGAGCCUUGGCGUCACUCAACAGGAUUUUCAAAGGUCAGGUGUCAGUGGUGGAAUGGACUUCUUAUCAGCUUGGAUUGUGUCUGCUUCAGCACUACCCUUUCUCUGCCUCAUGUGGGGCACGCGGGCCCAGCAGGCCUUCAGGACUGAGCCCAGGAACCUCACCGUGCGGAUGGGGGCCACAGCUGUGUUGAGGUGUGAGCUGCUGCGGGCCUCGGGGACUGUGCAGUGGGUGAAAGAUGGCCUCCUCCUGGGACCUCAGAGAAGCCUGCCAGGCUUUCCACGCUACAGCAUGAUUGGAAACCCCAAGAGAGGGCAGUAUCAUCUUCAGAUUGAAAAGGCCCAACUGGAAGACGACGCCCCCUUUGAAUGCCAAGCAGGCCAGUCCGAGAGCAGUGGAGCAGCCGUUUCCAGUACAGCCUGGGUCAACGUGUUAAUUCCUCCAUCCAUCCCAUAUUUUGAGGUGGACAUGGCAACACCUUGGGUUGCAGGGAAGAAGUACACCGUCACCUGUGUUGCCCCUGAGGCAAAGCCCGUGGCUGAAAUCACACUUUAUAAAGAUGGAGUCGAGCUGACAGGUGCAGAGUCUUUCACCAUGUCUGGCUCAGAGGAUAAGCUCCUGAACACGCAUGCUCAAGUAACAGUCACCGUUCUGAGCUCUGAUAACGGGAGGCAGCUGGCAUGUCACGCCAAGAACCCCGCCCUUUCCCGGCCUGUGGAGACCAAGCUGACCAUGAGUGUUUACUUCCCACCUCAGCCUCCAGUUAUUGUAGGUCUGGAUUCCGAGGAGGUCAAAGCAGGGAGAAUGCUCGUGUUGGAGUGUGUGUCUCAUGGUGGAAACCCCCUAGCCACUCUCCACUGGACCAAGAAUGGAAAAGUUCUGUCGAAGACUUGGGAAGAGGAUAAUGUGAAGCAAAAGUCCAGCAGUGUCAUCAACCUGAAGAUCACCCCGGCUGAUAACCAGGCAGAGCUGUGCUGCGAGAGUGUCAAUCUUGUGUCCCUGUCGCCCCUCGCUGUCAGACACAAGAUCACUGUUCUCUUUGAACCUGCAGAAGUGAUUCUUUUGGGUUCCUUCACGGCCGUCGAAGGACAGGAGUUGAAUCUGGGCUGCUUCGCCACCUCCAGUAAUCCCCCGGUCCAGAUCCGCUGGUGGCUGGGCCACAAGGAGCUCAACAACACCGUUGUCACAGUGGAAGAGGGAGUCAAUGGUGGGAUGACAACCAUGUCCAACAUGACCCACCAGGUCUCCAGGGAGGAGGACGGGCUCAAGCUCACCUGUGAGGCCUUCAACAAGGGCACACACUUCUCAAAGACCCAGAUGACCAAACUUAAUGUCUUCUAUCCCCCUCAAAAAGUAUGGCUGGAUGCACCUCCUCCAGAUGCCCCCCUUCAUGCAGGCACCAGAGUCCGUCUCACCUGCUUCUCCACUGGAGGGAAUCCCACUGGGACUCUGACCUGGUUCAAGAAUGGAAAGGCAGUGACUUAUGCAAUGAGGCAGACGUCCUUUGAACGGGGUGUGGCUCGGGAACUGGUCCUGGUCCUGACGGCCAGUGACAACAUGGCUGCCUACCGCUGUGAUGCCACGAAUGAGGCAGAGAAGACCAUCUCUGCCCACACUAAGCUUAUGGUUUACUACACGGCAAUAAGUAUGAAGAUCACAACCACACAGGAGGAGCUUCGUCGUGGACAGAUGUUAACUCUGGAGUGCCUGGCUGGAAGCAGUAACCCCAAGGCCAACAUCUCCUGGAGCCUGGGCCCGCAAAGGUUCCCGGGAGUGGAGCAGCCACCCAGGACGGCUCAGUAUGAAGGUGUGUCAGUGCGCAGUUCUUUAUCCCUGAAUCUGAGCUCACAGCAUCACAACCAGAAUGUCAUUUGCCAGGCCUACAGCCCCGUGCUCACUGAGGGAACCAACACAUUCUUCAAACUCAACGUUCUGUACCCACCAGAGUUCAGCCCUCUCCAGCCAAAUCAGGUCCAGGUGGUGGAGGACGACACGGCCACCAUCCCACUGCUGGUCUCAGCCAACCCAGAGGAGGUCUCCUGCGUUUGGCUGCAUGGCGGGGAGACGCUGCUCAGAGACGGCUUCUCACUGGAGAUCAAGAAUGUGACGAGGAAAGACGCCGGGGUUUACACUGUCAAGUGUACAAAUGAAGAGGGUGUCAACCAAACCUCCAUCAUGCUGGACGUUCAGUACGCUCCCAGUGUGAAGGCAGAGAAAGACCCUGUGUUUGUGAGCAUGGGGGAAACAGCAGACCUGAUAUGUGUAGCAGAUGCCAACCCCAUUAUAUCUGACAUGUUCUCUUGGAAAUGGAUGGGAGAUGGGGAGGUGGAGAUGGGAGAGGAGGCCCAGGAAGACGAAUCAGGCCUCCUGACCAUCCAUGAUGUGACUCGUGCUCAUGCUGGUAUUUACCAGUGCACAGCCGAUAAUGGCAUAGCACCCCCUGCCAGUGUAAAUGUGCAGCUGGUCGUACAAUUCAAACCAGAGCUUCAGAAAGGAGCCCAGUGGAGGAAGGUAGCAAGUAGAGGGGAUGGCACCACCACAGCGGAGGUCGUGUGUCAGGCGGAGGGUAUUCCUCGUGUCGACUUCUCCUGGGAAAAAAAAGGUCAACGCAUGGACUUUGCAAACCCGAGGUAUGAGGAGCGGACAGCGAGGGAGGGCUCCUUCCAUACCAGCACGGUUCGAGUAGUAAAUGUAAGCGUGGCUCAUGACUAUGCCGUCUUCAGCUGCACGGCUCGAAACACACUUGGGGAAGACAAGCUAGACAUCCAGCUCGUCAGCACAAGUCACCCGGAUCCUCCCUCCUCAUUUCGCCAACUCAGUGUUGCCCAUGACUCGGUCACCCUGGAGUGGAUCCCUGGCUUCAAUGGCGGUUUGUGGCAAAGAUUUCGCAUAAGAUACCGUUGGGAUCGGUCAGUCAGUUACCUGUACGUGGACGUCUUUCCUCCCAGAGCAACGACCUUCACUGUCACCGGCCUGCAGCCUGUUACCACCUACAACUUCUCUGUCAACGCCCUCAAUGCAAUGGGAGAGAGUGACUAUGCCGACAACAAUGCAGUACUGACCAUCACCACCAAGGAGGGGCCAGAACCAGAGGAAAUCCCAGCAGAUGAUGACUCAGUCUCACAGAGUGCCAGAGAACUUCCAGUGUAUUUGACUGUGGUGUUCACGGGGGUGUUCGGGGUCCUGCUGGUGCUGAAUUCACUCGGUUGCUUCUUAAGACAGAGGUGGAAAAGGGGGCGACGUCAGGCAGGGGCUUCAGGAGGCAGUGUAUUGGAUGGAAAGAAGGCUGGAGAGGUGGGGUCCAGUCAGUCAACUGUAAACAACUCCAAUAAGUACGAGAGCAGAGAAAAGAUCAACCCGGCAGCCCAGCGCACCCUCCUCGUCGAGUCUGGAUCUGAAACAGACAGCAAUGUCUACGAGAGCUAUGCAGCGGAAAGUUCCCAUUAUUAUUACCCCACCGAUGACUACAUGCCUGCGCUCAGUCCACACCCUGAGGAAACACGCGGGCACGACGUCACCUCUCACAGCCACUUUUAUGAAGAUGUCAGAGACGGGGGUCCGUACCAAGACAUCCUGGCUCCCGCUCUUCCUCCCCCUCGGUCCUUGUUCGACCACACAUUGCCGCAUCAAAGGAACAACUGGAGAUCACCAACCUACCAUCAGCAGGUCAGUGAGCGAGCGAGGGAGUUCACGGAGGUUCGUCCACCGCAGAGAGACGCUGAUCUUCCCUUCGAGCUGCGAGGCGAGCUAGUCUAGAUUGAGAGGGUCGGGGCGAACGUACGAGCGGUCGUCAUUGACAUUGAGUACAGUGUUGUAAAGCAGUUAUUCAGCGCAAUGUUAUUCAUCUUAUCCUUUUCAGUCAGCAUCUCACACGUGACCUCGAAUGGACCCGUGCAUAGAAUAGAAUAGAACUACGACUGCUUGAUGUGAAAUACCAGAAAUGUCAUGGUGUGUAUCGUGAACACGGAAACAUAUGGCAAACUGGACAAGCUGAAAAGAAGCAGAGUAGAAUGGCAGCAUGAUUUAAAACAAAAAGCUUUGAAAGCCUCAAAUAUUUCAUGCAAUCCAUCUUAUUUCCUUCUCCCCUCUGCGAUCACGCUCUCCUCCUCGUCCUCCUCCUCCUCCUCCUCCUCCUCCCUGGACCUCGCUUUGUUAUUUCACCUUUACCCUCUUUCUUGGAGCCAAGUCCUGCUCAUUUCCCCACAGUCCCCUUCCUGCCUCGGCCUGCAGUUACGACGUGAAUCAGUUAGUAAAUUGCCAGAAAACGGACUGACAUCACUGCGGCUGGCGCUGGGGAAGAUGCAGCAACUCACGAAGCAACGCAAAGCAGAUAUCGUCUUUCUGGACGCAUCUGAAGGCAUCAUUUUCCAACACGUACCCAGAUGAGAAGCUGACAACAGCUGCCAUAUACUGCUCGUAUACGAGUGAUAUGAAGAGUUUCGGACCUCGCAGUUAGUCCGUGGGAAUCCCCACAAUAGGAUUGUACUGAGUGGUAUUUAGCAUGGUAAUGUCUUCAGAAGGUAAAGCCAUAUCUGGGGCCAGACUCUAAUCCGGUUUUCUCUCGAAUUGAAGUUCAGCUCACAACAUCAGUGAGAGAGAGGGAAAACCAUACGGAGAAUUUGUCUCACUUGCUGUGGGCAGUGGAAGAGAGAUAGGGACAGGAUGAGAGGGUUGUGGCUAAGCUGCAGCUAUGUUUUCUUCAAUGGAAAAAAAAAAAAAUCUUCUUUGGUUUUCAUUGUUCAAAUUGAAGUUCAAGGAAAGCAGUGCACUGUCGGCUUUCACGCCACAGCUAUACGGAUGAUAAUUAUGAUCAUCUUUAUAGGUAGAGCACUUUAAAAAAAACAAGGUUGAUUUACACAAGACGGCAAAUUAAUGAGGCAACAGACAACUUUCAUGCUUCCGGCUGUUCCAGGUGGUAUUAUUGUCUGGUUACUGUCGUGAAGACGCCAGGAAGGACACGGGUGCUUUUCCUCAGAGCUCCUGAGGAAGUUGUCGGCACAAUUUUAACGGAGAUUAGAAGAAAAAAAGUUUGUACACUGAAUCUCCUAUUUUGUUGCUGCUGCCUGGCUACUGUCCAAAGCAGCAAACAACCGUAAAUUAACUAAUUUGAACAAAUAAACUCAAGUUAAAUGUUUGGUAGUACUAAUAAGUAUAGGCUGGUAGUGUAAAUUACAGAUCUAGUAGAAAGACGACAAAGUGCAUGUCGUUUUUUGAAGCCUCUCAACUCCUGGAGCUCGUCCCGGGGUUCACUUUAGUUUUCUCUCUUUUCUCUCCUUCUCGCCUGCUUUUGUUCCUCCGUCAACGGGAUUCUUUUUAUCUUUUUAACAUCACUAUGAGAAAUUUGAGGCUAAACACUUUCCAAUUUAAACCUGACAAAUUUUAAAAAUAGAAACUAAUAUAAAAUGAAAUAUAACAAAUUUAAAAUAAAGAAAAUCACAAGUAAAAAGAGGCUGAAUGGGGGCAUAAAAUUCCAUUACAACCUAUUAAAUUACACACACACAUAUAUAUUCAGUAUAUGAACACAGGGGCGUAGCAUGGGUAAAAAAGGGGACAGACUACCCAGGGCCCAAGGGGUGGUGGGGGGCCCUGGAAUUAAAAUGUUUUUUGGUUUGUAAUUCGUGUCAUAACAUAACUUACAAAUUGGCUGAAUACACUGGUUAUGAGACUGUACGAUAUUUCAAAAAAUUGUGGAGGCCCACAGAGACGGCUUAUGUGUAGGGCCCAGAAUUUAGUAUUUCAGCUGGACUAGGGUUAACACAAAUCAUGUCUUAUUGUGUUCUUGCUCAUUUGGAAAUAUUUAAUCACAAUAUGUGAGCGGUGAUAUUAAAAUCCUGAUGAAGUUGUUUUUGUCCACUUAUUUCUCUAACCUACGAAAUUCUGUUUCCUCAACGGUGCCUGACUGCUUGGAGAUAAAUCUCAAUGUUUCACCAGACUGCGUUCUCUCAAUUACCUUCACUAUUCUCCAUCAUGAGCUGUCAAGGUGCGUUUGUCUCAUUACUGAGCAAUUGUUUAAGUUCCUGUCAAGCCGACUGCUGUGUUCAUACCGAAGACUGUUCACGAUGCAUCGCUUCAUUCCUCGGGCAGGAAUGUAAACUGCUCAACCGAAGGCUUGACAGCUCAAAACUGUACGACAACUUCUGUUUUAUAGGAAUUUCAAGCGUCAAAGAGAAACAAAUGAAAUACUGUAAUGACCUCAGCUCUAUUGUACUUCUCCUGAAUGUUUUUUUUAAUUUUUUAUACAAAUGUGAGAUUGAAUAAUAUUCCUUUAUCGCUUAAAUAGGCUGUGCUACCAGUGGGGAGCUAACUGCAAUUCCUGCAAACCCUGUCAUUUAUCUCUUUAUUCAGAUUUUUCAAUUUGAACUUUUGAAAUCAAAUCAAAAGCGACCACAGGUUUUACAAAUUACAACAUGAUUUUUACUGCCAGUUAUUAUGACUCAAUCUGUGACUCUGCUCUCCUGUUGUUAGCCCUGAGAGGAUGUAAUUUGCCCUUCAACGCCGAGGGAAAAAUGUGACUGAAUACAUACAACAGCAUUCCAUGAAAAAUAACGAAAGUAAAAACUCUUUGAAUUCUUACUUUUGAUUAUUUAUUUUGUUUUCUCAAACAUCCAGAGAGGCGGUAGGUAUUUCUGCCCAAAUGUGUAUAUUUAACAAAGUAAAUACAGCUUUUUACAUACAGCUUGGAUGCAUCGUCCAUGACUGCUAUCAUUGCUUUUGAAGGACUCCACUUUGUGCAUCUCAUCUAUAUUUUCAAAUGUUUAUUUAGACAUAUAUGUUAUACUACAUGAAAUAAAUAUUGUAUGAUACAAGAUACAU